Messenger RNA from Fusarium vanettenii 77-13-4, 1244 nucleotides. RefSeq lists its product as uncharacterized. Bases 57 to 1109 code for a protein of 350 amino acids. The record is from RefSeq and is a predicted model, not a curated record. The transcript has 3 exons. NCBI's taxonomy places the organism in Eukaryota, Fungi, Ascomycota, Sordariomycetes, Hypocreales, Nectriaceae.
CUCGAAACUAUUUUGUUCGUCAGCGAAAAAAAAGUACUUUGUAAAUAUUCACCAACAUGUCUGCACCAGGCCCUCAGGACUCGCAGCAGCGAGGUUCUUCUCAGUCCCCUCCUAGACCUCCUCGUCCUCAAGGAGAGCAGUCGGGACAGAACGACGACAAGCCUAACACCGACAACAACCCAUUCAACCAAGAUUCCAACAAGCCUACUGGUCAGCCUGAGACUGAUCCAUCCAAGGCUGAGGAUUCCAAGCCCGAAAACAAGCCAGAGACCCCCAAGACGGAAGACUCUAAGCCUGGAGACUCCAAGCCGGAAGAGUCCAAGCCCGAGGCUUCAACCGAAGAGACAGCCAAGCCACAAACUCCCGACACCAAGCCCGAGCAGUCAAAGCCCGAGCAGUCAAAGCCCGAGCAGUCGAAGCCCGAGCAAUCGAAGCCCGAGGAGCCCAAGACCGAAGAGACCAAGACUGAGGAGCCCAAGGCUGAAGAAGCCAAGGCUACGGCUGAGGAAGCCAAGCCUGAAGGAUCCAAGGCCGCAGAGUCCAAGGCUGAAGAGUCCAAGGUCGAGCAGCCAAAGCCAGAGAAGCGCAAGAAGAAGCCAGCACCACCACCCGAGGAAGAGAGCGAGUCUGAAUCCGAAGAAGAGGAAGACGACGACGAAGAUUUGUCCUCUGACGACGAUGAGGAAGAGGAAGAUGAUGAAGAAUCCGAAUCCGAGUCCGAGUCCGAGUCUGAGGAGGAUGAACCAGCUACCCCCCCUCAGCAACCCGAGCCCAAGAGAAAAGGCAACAGAAAGGCCAACACCAAGAGCGAUGAAACAAGACGCCGCCGCCCAGCCUGGCUCGACGAAGAAGAAUCCGACUCUGAAGACGAAAAGCAAAUGUCAAAAAGCAAACAACGAGCCAUGCAGCAGCGUCAACAGCAACAACAAAUGCAACAGCAACAGCAACAGCAACAACAGCAGCAGCAGCAGAUGCAGCAGCAACAGCCGCAGCAAGGCGGUGGUGGAAAGAGUGACGCGCUCAGUCUGCAUCUUGAUUUGAACCUCGAGAUUGAGAUUGAGCUCAAGGCUCGUAUUCACGGUGACUUGACGCUCGCAUUGCUUCAGUGAGGGACUGUAACACCAUCGCUUUUUUUUUUUUUUUUUUUUUUGUGUCGGAGGUUUUAUCUUACCUUGAUGGAGUUUGGUCAUGAGAAACGGCUUUUCUUUUUUUGUCUGUAGGAGUAACAAGAGAUGAAUUUGUCC